This is a messenger RNA of Tachysurus fulvidraco (yellow catfish), 3202 nucleotides long. It is a transcript of the gene atl3, whose product is annotated as atlastin 3. Lineage: Eukaryota; Metazoa; Chordata; Actinopteri; Siluriformes; Bagridae. Gene Ontology annotation, biological process: protein homooligomerization; endoplasmic reticulum organization. The transcript has 14 exons. The coding region runs from base 185 to 1720 and encodes 511 amino acids. Gene Ontology annotation, molecular function: GTP binding; GTPase activity. The record is from RefSeq and is a predicted model, not a curated record.
CACUGUGGGCAGCCUGGGACUGACAAUCUAACUACAACUCCCAUGUAGCAUGUCGGUAUGGGCGAUACAACUCAGGGGAAAAAGUUGUCUAAUUGUUUCCAGACUACGGUAGACGCUGCCUUCUCAAACUGAAGCUAAUAACCUAACAGAAAUAGAGCAUAGUUGCAACAGCAGAGAACCAAAGAUGGCCACUAAACCUUGUGCGGUCCAAAUUGUGACCGUCAAUAAGGAAGAUCACUCCUUUGGUUUGGAAACAAAAGCACUGGAACAGAUACUCUUAGCACCUACGGUUCGAGAUCUGGAGGUUGUGGUGCUGUCUGUUGCGGGUGCUUUUCGCAAGGGGAAGAGCUUUCUUCUGGACUUCAUGCUUCGAUACAUGAACAGGAAGCCCGGACAUGACUGGCUUGGUCAAGAGGAUGAGCGCCUCACAGGAUUCUCUUGGAGAGGAGGCUCAGAGCCUGAGACCACAGGCAUCCAGCUGUGGAGUGAAGUCUUCACCGUGAGGAAAAGUAAUGGCAAUGAGGUGGCAGUGUUGCUUAUGGACACCCAGGGAGCAUUUGAUAACCAGUCCACAGUGAAAGACUGUGCUACAAUCUUUGCCCUCAGCACCAUGACCAGCUCAGUGCAGAUAUACAACCUUUCACAAAAUAUCCAAGAAGAUGAUUUGCAGCAGCUUCAGCUGUUCACAGAAUAUGGCCGACUGGCAAUGGAUGAAAUCUUCUUAAAGCCCUUUCAGUCACUCAUGUUUCUGGUCAGAGACUGGAGCUUCCCCUAUGAGUACAGCUAUGGGUUGAAGGGAGGUGGACAGUUCUUGGAUAAACGGCUCCAGGUGAAGGAAUCUCAACAUGAGGAGCUACAAGCAGUAAGAAAGCACAUUCAUUCCUGUUUUACAUCUAUUUCCUGCUUCCUGUUACCACAUCCUGGCCUAAAGGUUGCCACAAGCCCUUCAUUUCAGGGACAGCUCCGUGAUGUGGCACCUGAGUUUAAAACUGAGCUAUGCAACCUUAUUCCCAUGCUACUGGACCCUGAGAGACUGGCUGUGAAGGAGAUCAGUGGCAACAAGGUGACAUGCAGGGGCCUGCUGGAGUACUUCAAGUCAUACAUUAAAAUAUACCAGGGUGAAGAUCUACCACACCCAAUGUCUAUGCUGCAGGCUACAGCUGAAGCUAACAAUUUGGCAGCUGUGGCAUCCGCUAAGGACCAGUAUUACAAGAAUAUGGAGAAGGUCUGUGGUGGAGAUCUGCCUUACGUGGCACCUGAGUCUCUACUGGAGAAGCAUAACUUUUUCAAAUCAGAGGCUCUUCAUCAAUUUAGCAGCAUUAAGAAGAUGGGUGGGAAGGACUUCUGUGCCUCAUAUCAGGCUCAUUUAGAUGAGGAGCUAAAUGAACUCUGGGAGUCAUUCAGCAAGCACAAUGAGUCAAAGAACCUUUUCAGUGCAUUCCGCACACCAGCAGUACUCUUUGUCCUGGUUUGCCUCAUGUAUGUGCUCUCCGCACUUUUACUGUUCAUCGGGCUGAGCAGUGUUUCAUUCGCCUGUGACUGUAUGCUGGGUCUGGCCAUGGUAGCUAUGCUCACCUGGACCUUCAUUCGCUACUCUGGCCAAUACCGAAAUGUUGGCACUGCCAUAGACCAGGCAGCCGGAGUGUUACUGGAGCAGGCCACCGGAAUGUUGAAUAAAUCAAGAACCCAUGCAAUAACGCAAGGCAAAAAAUCAAGAUAGCUUUUUUAAGCAAAUCAAAGAAUCCUGCUUGAGAUAAACAGCACAACAUGAAUUCAACCAAUCAUUUGACACCAAAUAUUGCUAACAUACUUUACCAAACUUGUCAAAAAUCUGUAUCCUGUUGCAAUGUAUUUUAGCUUAAAAAGAAGCAAUCAGUUUUUUUUUUCCAUGACAAAUGAUGUACAAUAUUUGACCUGCUCAGUAUUUGUUUAUGAUUGGCUAGUCUUUCAUGAGAAAUUUGUUUUGAUAUCAAAUGUUUAUUACAAAAAGGUCCUAUGAGAAUGUGCUGAAUUGUUUCUUUUUUAAGAAAAAUAACUUAAAUUUCAUCAUUAGACAACUUAUCAGAUACAAGGUUGAUUUUGCACAAGGUCUGUCCUCCUUAAAGAAGAUGAAGUAUUUUGUUUACAUGUACUUAUUUUAAUAUUGCCAAAGAUUUUGCUCUUUAUCACCUUUCAGGGCAACUUGUCAUACAGGAAAUGGCACUAGAUAUAAAUGUCUUUUUUCAUAUUAUAUCAUUACACAACAAGCCAUGACUGUAAUAAAAUACACACUAGAUUAUAAUAAUUUGUUAUACUGUAAAAGAAACACAACACUAUAACACAGCAUUGUUACUUUAGCACCUUUAUGGGAUUAUGUAUACAUUCCAUCUUUUCACCAAGUUUGAACUUUGCAUAUGAUUUAUACUCCUUUUGAAAGUGUUUAUGUUAGCGUCUUGUCUUCUGUUUUGGGAAUUAAAAAUUGUAUUCAUCAGGGACCAGCCCAGCCAAAUUGGCGAAUUAAAUUGCAUGGUGCUUUAAAAAAAACAAUCCAAAUGUGGUAGGAAACCCUUUAAAACAUGGGAUGUGUUCCAUUACUGCCACAUGUUAGUUAACCAAAUUACUAAGCAAUGUACUCUGAGCAAUGUCAGUCUGAUUCAAAUGGAGUUGUUUUUUUAAUGGGGGGGUUGGUUGGUGGUUUUGUUGGUUGGUUAAUGACAAUAUCACUGUUUUUCUAUAUCAUCUCCUGUAAGUGUUAUGCCAUUUUACUAAAUAACUGAUGCACUCGCACAUUUUUCUUUGUCAGGUUUGUUCUUUUCUCAUCUCAAAUCAUCUUCCCCAGAGUUUUAAUAUUUGACCCUGUCUAAGUUAGCCUUAGCUGCUUCUGUUACAAAAAAAAAGUAUUCACAUUAUAUUUUACCUUAAGAUUUGAUAUCAGCCUUAUAUGGGAACUUUUUUGUGUGUAUUUGUUUUGUUUUCAGUGAUGAUCUGAGUAAUGUGAUCACUCUGUUUUCAAUUUAUUGCUCUGCCACAUUCUUUAUACACAAUUAUAUGGCAUCUCAGCCUCACUUAUGGCCUCUGUUCUGUACAGUAGUUUUAUUCAUUCAGGAAAUGCAAAGGACCAGCUUUAAAACUGCCAAGUGUUCUUGGUAUAUGAAGCGCUUUAUGCAUAAAACAAUGUUACAUUUCCUUAUGCAUUCCAUUAAUAAAAAUCAUGCAUGUGAAA